GUUGCACAGACUUAAAAAGGACACAGUUGAGUUUAAUCUAACACGGUGGAGCUGACUCCUGGACUGGACUCUGAACUACCCACAAGGCAGUAGUUUCCUAGUUUAUCCUCCAGCCUGCGUGUGAAGGAGAGAGGAAGCCGGUCACAUUGUCCCAAAAAAGCUCUAUAUAUGGGAUGAGAGGGAGGAAGUUGGAUUCCUCAAUAGGGCAUCCACCCAGUGGCUCAAGAAACCUGCUCUGAAGGCUGGCCGGGUUGAAACUGUUCAGAGAGAUCUUCACUUCAGAUCAGAAAUUCCUCCAGAAGACUACCUCACCUGACCUGACUGGGACCAGCAACAAUACAGCCAUGUCUUUGCGGAUCCAUGUGCUGGCCUGCUGCUUCGGCCUGGGCUCCUGGGUGGCUGUCAAUGGCCUGUGGGUGGAGCUCCCCCUCAUCGUUAACACUCUCCCCGAGGGCUGGGAACUACCAUCUUACCUCACCGUUAUCAUCCAGCUCGCCAACCUGGGGCCUCUGCUGGUCACUCUCAUGCACAAGCUGUGUCCAGGCCGUCUGAAGGAGAGAGCUGCCAUCUACAGUGUGUUGUCCAUAGGUGUCCUGGCCUGUAUACUUCUGGCGUUCUACUGGGAUGAGACCACAGUGGUGGCGAUGGCAUCUCGAAGCACAGCCUUCUUUAUCCUCACCUUUUUCCUGGCCUUGGUGGACUGCACCUCCUCUGUCACCUUCCUGCCCUUCAUGAUGCAGCUACCAGCCCACUACAUCCCCACCUACUUCAUUGGAGAAGGCCUGAGUGGCUUUAUCCCUGGUCUGGUGGCUCUCGGCCAGGGCGUCGGCAUGGCCAAGUGUGUGAAUGCCACUCAGUCCUCUGGUAACCUCACUGAAGAGGAUAUGUACAUUGUCCAGACCCAGUUUUUACCGCCCAACUUCUCCACCGAGGUGUUUUUCUUCUUCCUGGCGGCCAUGAUGUGCAUCAGCCUGGCAGCAUUCUCUGCACUAAACAGGCUCCCACGUACCUUUGAACUGUCCACGGAGAACUUGGUUCCAGACACUGACACAGUGGCGUCAGUCUGCUCCGGACUAGACAACCAUGGAGCAGUGACUGAAGGGGAGAACUCAAACCCAAAAUGCCACAGUGAGGAAUCAGGUCAGGCCAGGCCACAGCUGGCUAAAUCAGGCCACUCUAUUUUUCAGUUAACUUUUAUCUAUUUCAUGGUGGUCUGGGUGAAUGCGGCGACUAACGGCCUCUUGACCUCGGUGCAGACAUACUCCUGUAUGCCCUACGGUAACCUGGCAUAUCACCUGUCGGCUGCUCUGGCAUCCUGUGCCAAUCCAGUGGCCUGUAUAGUCGCCAUGUUUUUUCCUAAAAGGUCACUAGUGCUCCUGGGUGUACUGUGUCUCAUUGGAUCAGUCUUUGGAGGAUACAACAUGGCAAUGGCCACCAUGAGUCCAUGUCCACUACUACAAGGCUCCGCACUAGGAGAAGCCAUCAUAGUGCUGUCGUGGGUCUUCUUCACAGGGAUACUGUCUUAUGUCAAGGUGAUGGUGGGUGUCAUCUUCAGAGAUGAGAGCCACAGCGCCCUGGUGUGGUGUGGAGCAGCGGCACAGACAGGCUCUCUGCUGGGCUCUGCCAUCAUGUUCCCACUGGUAAAUGUCUACAACCUGUUUCAGUCAGGAGACUUCUGUAACACCAAGUGCCCUUUAUGAUGGUGACCUAUUCCUAAAACACUAACAUAACCACGGGUAAGUAGCUUUGUCCAAGCCAGAAUGGCCCAUCUCAUAGAACACUCCCAGGAAAGGACACUAGUACCUGCUAGUACUUAUACCAACUGGGGUGGUGUGUGAAUAAUGUGGGGAAUGAACAAUGACUGGACAAGAUUAGAGAUUGGACUCUGAACAUGCCUUCAAGGGCACUCUCUUCUGAGAGAGAAAUCCACCUGGAUCAAUGGACUAAAAUAUAACAUUUCGAAAUGUUGCUCAAUUAAUAUUUGAAAAUGUUUUAUAAAGUGUGAUUCACAACCCACGCUCAAGGUUAGCAAUGAUUGUUUAACAUGCCUGCCCUAGUAAGUGGGUCAAACACCUUUGAAAUACUUUCUGUGAAUAGCCUCAAUCUUUUCAUCUUUAUUGUGUUGUAGACUUUUUUGUUGUUGUUGGACAAAAUCUUUAUUCAUUUUAAAAUGUUGUUGUUGGGGUAGGCUACAUGCACAAAUUCACAUAAUUUAAUAGUUAAGCUUAGACACACCUACUCAUUCAUGGGUUUUUCUUUAUUUUUACUAUUUUCUAAUCCUGUAGUAACCAAAAAAUGGUUAAAUAAAAGUCAGAUUCUUCAAAGUA
Molecule: messenger RNA, 2327 nt
Organism: Oncorhynchus nerka (sockeye salmon)
Lineage: Eukaryota; Metazoa; Chordata; Actinopteri; Salmoniformes; Salmonidae
Product: solute carrier family 52, riboflavin transporter, member 3-A-like
Exons: 4
Coding region: 345-1700 (451 amino acids)
Biological process (GO): riboflavin transport
Cellular component (GO): plasma membrane
Molecular function (GO): riboflavin transmembrane transporter activity
Source: RefSeq, a predicted model, not a curated record